Molecule: messenger RNA, 629 nt
Organism: Tyto alba (common barn owl)
Lineage: Eukaryota; Metazoa; Chordata; Aves; Strigiformes; Tytonidae
Product: T-cell receptor-associated transmembrane adapter 1
Exons: 6
Coding region: 18-545 (175 amino acids)
Biological process (GO): negative regulation of receptor recycling; positive regulation of T cell receptor signaling pathway
Cellular component (GO): T cell receptor complex
Source: RefSeq, a predicted model, not a curated record
UUCACACAGUUACAGAAAUGGAGUGCCAUUUUUCUGUCUGGGGAGUUUUGGCGUUUCUGUGUUUGUCUCUGGUUGUUUCAUUGAUACUGAACAUUUCACACUAUAUGAAAAAGAAACAAGCUAAAAUGUAUAAAGACUAUGAAGACAACAGUCCAAGCUAUGAUGACUAUUACACAGAAGAUGACCCAGUUUAUGGCAAUCUCAACCAAAAUAUUUUAGAGGAAUGUUGUUACGAGCAGAUGAAGUCCCAGCCUCAAAGCCCAGUUAACCAACUACAGGUGGAGCCUGCCAAUCAGAUGUGUUAUGCCUCACUUGAUCACAGUGCCAAGGGAAAACGCAGAAAACCAAGGAGAAAGAAAGACCCUUCAUUAGAGGAGGAUGGAGAAGAAAGAUCUCCUAACCCCACCAUGAUGGCUUCCAAAGUCAGUAUUUACCUCAAUAGCGAGCAGCUGGCUGCUGAAAGCACGGCAAACAUAGAAGCCAUUCAUGAUGAUCCCAUCAGAUUAAUGAGUUUGAUUCAUACUACAAAAGGAGAGGACAUUUGAAGUGGCUUCAUGAACCAAAUAUGUAAUCGAAAAUUGAGAUCUACUUGCUCAUUCUGGAGGAACAGUGAAUGAUUAGAGAUAAUA